AUGGUUGCGGAUACUGGAGGAAAGCUUUCAAGAGCUAAGAUUCGGUUGCCAGCAACUGCAACAGUUUGGGGCUUGGUCGUCGAAUCGUCUGCUUAUACAAAGCUGGUCGUGAGAGGAUUGCACGAACCUUAUCUAUCCAAAGCUCGAGAAUUCAUUGGCGAUGAAGAAAGCAUGUUUGUGGCAAGGUUGGUUCCGCCCCUGUCAACAUGUUUAUUGCAGCACGGAACAUUGAAGGGACGCAGGCACUUGUCCCGCCUGCCUUUACAGGACAUCUAUCAGUUCGGCGACAUGUUGUCUGCUCUUCUGAUGCAAACUGAUGCUGGCGACAGGUAUUCUGUAAGUCAGCUAGAGGAGGUCUUCGGAGAGUGUCCGGCACGCGAUGGCCUCGGUGCUUUUCAAAACAGAAGUAUGGUGUUCUAUCGCUUAAAUAUCGCUAGGUCCGGAUCUGCGAUAUCUGCGGUUCCAAGCCCACAGCAGCAACACCUGUCGGCACCAGCGGGCUCUGAUGAGCAUCAGCGCCACCGUACAACAGUGCAAUGCCUUCUGCAGAAGACUAGGUCAGCCAUAGAUGCAAGUGACCCUGCAGCAGCAAGGCGUGCCUUGUUGCAAAUCGAAUCAGCUUUGGAUGCAAGAUGCGGAACAGUGACAAGGACACGCACUGAUCCAACAUCUGGGGAAAAGAAGCUGAUCGGAGGGUACACUUAUCUGCCGAAGUUUUUGUUGGAUGCCGUUCUGAUGUGUGAUACACUGACAGAGCCAUCUCUGUUGACGACUGCUAUGCUGCACUCAUGCCGGAUGCUCAUGCGCCCCGUCAUGUUUCAACACUUCAAACAAGAGCUGAUGCAAGCGCGUCUGCCGCAGGCGCCGUGCUUGUACGAUGCCAGAAUCACCUUCGACAUGUGCAGCAUGUUAUGGGCGAGGGAGCACCUGUUGUCCUUGAAAGCAGAUCGGGCAAAGCCGUGGGUUUUGCAUCUUCGCUGCGAUUCUAGCCCGCAGUUUGGACGGGACUAUCUUGUGUUGCAGGCAGACUACAUACAGUAUGGUAUUGAUGCUGCUUCCACAGUAAUUCAAAAGCGGCUGCUUCCUAUCCAGUGCGUUGGUUCCCGAGCUGGAAGCGAAGCUCACAAGCUUGACAAGCUGUUGCACAGCUUGACGUUGGAGUCGGAGCAGGUGUCCUUUACCGCUGAGAGGGUGGCAUCUCUGCUCACGGACUUCGGGGUGGAGUCGGCUGCGUGGUUUUUACCGAACAUUGUCGAUGAGGGAGAGAGGAGCAACGGUGCCAGUGCUGUUCAUGACGCUGCCGCUGCCAGCGCUGUGCUGUUCAAGUAUUGCAUGCCACUUCCCGAUUGUCACGAGGCAGCAAUCACACUCAAGCUGAACCUUGUUGCUAUUGAUGCUUCUGUUUCUGCAACGCAUGGACGUGCAUCUCAGGGCAUCCGGCUGAAGAAGUCUUUCGAAGAGAUGUUCAACAGCACGAGGUAUUAUCUUGGUUAUUACCGCGUCGAGAAGCGCUUGCGCAUUUGUGUAGUUGCUGUGAAGUUCUGGGCGGUUGCCUUUUUGGUAUGGCAGCUUGCAGAUUGGGGCGCCGCCCAGGGUUUCUUGGACAGUCUUCCCUCAAACGUUUCCGAAACGUUGAUCGAAGACUUUCGGACGUGCAAAAUAGCAAAGGUUCAGAGGUUUCAGCAGGUCUAUGGGUAUUGGAGAGAAAUUCCGUGGCGCCUGUGUGCUGUUGGUAUGCCACUCUUUCACAACACACCCGAUCGGGUUGCUGCAAGCAAAGCUUUCGCUUUGGAUGCCAUUGAGCAAUGGAAUCAGGGCAAACUUCGUGACAGACAUCAUUUCCAAAUGGCCCAGAAGUUCCUCGACCCGUCUCACAAGAACGGUCUGUAUGCACAUCUGCUUCAUUGGAGUCGUUCGCCUUCGCAUGAUAUGCCGCAAAUGUUGGCGAAAGAACUGAUGAAAUAUACCAGUGCCCUCACGACGAUGCAACGGCUGGAAGCCCAACAUCACUAUGUCAACACCCGGAUGUCAAAUGCCCGUGCAUCGCUUCCAGCUUCACUUUGCGCAUCCCUGCGCAGACGCAGUAACAAGGAUUUGGAAACUCAGUCUUUCAGAAAACACAUCGACAAGUAUGUAGAGAGCUUGCCAAAACUGCUUGCUGUGAAAUGGGAUUCGCGAAACGAAUUGAUUCGCCAUGUGUAUGGAUUUUCGAUUGACUCCAUGCAUGGAGAUGUGUCCGGGCUGGCCACACAGAUCCAAGCGGCCAAGGAAGCAUUGUUGAAGAUGAGCGGUGACCGUGCAGCCAGAGUUGCGGGAAUGCGCAGGGAUCUCGAUGCGCCAGCAUCCGAGUCUGAGCGGGCCAUGCGGUCAGAGAUUCAGAAAAUCGGCCUGGCUGCCGCGGGCCAGAACUGCAUGGUGCCCCAGCAUCUUGUUGUCAGCGGCAAGCUUGAAGCUGAGCUCUCGCUGAUGCGCGAGCAUGGGUUGACGAGCUUACAAGACGGGAAGUUGUAUCUCACUUCAUGUGCUCUUGCGACGACGCUUGUGUUGUGCCGUCCUGUCAGUGUGGAUGCCGACGCAAGAGAAACUGCAUUGGAACUUCGAGAGUCACUUCUCGAACGUGGUUGGGCGACUAGAGAUCUAGCUGGCUCCUGUUCAGUGCGAGACAAGCAGAUGAUGGGAGUUCAACAUGCAGAAUACUACAAGUUGCUUCUGAGUUACGAGGAGCAGAUACUGCUCCUGACCGAACAAAAUUCUUUCUCACACAACCAGAAGAAACUGUAUUAUGAUGCAUUGGUGCUGAUUUGUCAGCGCGAACCCUUCGCCCCUUGA
Symbiodinium sp. CCMP2592 is the source of this 2829-nucleotide messenger RNA. The record is from the annotation of a GenBank genome assembly. Lineage: Eukaryota; Dinophyceae; Suessiales; Symbiodiniaceae.